CAUAAGAAAAGAAACACAUUACAAGUCUCGGCUUCAGCAUGUCUGCCGGGAGAAUCAGAAUCCUGGUAACUCUGUCUUCCUUACAGCAGAUUCUAGGCUCCUUAGCUCUGUGGCAGCCCUCCGUGCCACUGUCCCCCCCUCGCAACGUGACGCUGCUGUCGAAGGAUUUCGGCAUGGCUUUAACGUGGCUCCCCGGAGAGGGGUCCCCACCAGAUGUGCUGUAUACUGUGAGGUACCAAAGAUGGGAUCACAAAAAGCAGUGGGAAAGGGUCCAACACUGCAGAAAUAUUUCCCAAACCACCUGCAAUCUGACUUGUGUGUCAGACCCGUACAACAAAUUCAAGGCCCGUGUCAAAGCCCUGUCGGCAGGGCGCCAGUCUCCCUGGGUGGAGUCAGGAUUCGUGGAAUAUCAUUUUGAUGUGGAACUGGCUCCCCCAGCACUAGAAGUGAGCGUGACGGAAAGUACAAUCAAUGUGAGUGCCGCUUUCCCCCUGGCUUCCUGUGUAGAGAGCACCUUUAUCGAUCUGAAGUAUGACCUGGACUUCUGGGAAGCCGGAACUGAAGACAAGCAGACGCAGUACUACGACAACAUGAAGUGGGACAAGGUAACAAUCAACACUCGGGAGAUAAGCGGCAAUUACUGCCUGAGUGCCAGGGCUUCUUUCCAAGUAAUCCAACUGAAACACAGCGAGUUUUCCAAGCCAGUGUGCGUGCUGUUAAAGUCCAAAGACAUGGACUGGAAGCUCCUAGUCACCAUUGCAGUCCCAUUGUUCGUCCUGCUUUUCCUUUGCACAGCUGCUGCAUCCAUCCUAUGUCUGUGUAAACAAGCUGCCAAGAGAGUGAAGAGGCCUCAAGCUUUGGAUUUCUCCCAUUUCAGGGCUCCUGGGAAGAUCCUUGAGAAGGAGCCCAGCGAAAAGGAGUUCUUUGAGGAAGACCUCCUCGUCUGCCUGGAGAAGCCAGCAUUGGAAGGGAGAAGGAGUUGUCCUUCAGUGAGGAACCACAUAUCACUAAAGGCUUCUCUCCUCUCACUCUGGGAGGAGGAGGAGGAUGACGAUGACAGCAGCAGUUUCAGACCCUACACUGAAAUGCCUCAGUUCCUGAAGAGAGCUCCCAACUGCCAAGUAGCCAGCACGAGUCACCAAAGGUCCAACUCGGGUUCUGAACUGGACAGCUCUCACUUUGAGGGAGUAUCUGUGUCUGACCUAGCAGGGUUAGGGUUCUCUCAGCUUGUUUGGAGAAGGGGCUCAGCCAAGGGGGACACCUCUGGGUUCCAAGACAGCGAGAAAUCCUUUCUUUCUGAGAGUUCCUCCUUGGGAGACUUCUCUCUCUUUGAAGCCCAAUAUCCAGCUACUAAUGGACAUGGGCAACAUGUCUGCCAAGGAGACACUUUCCUUCAAGUGACUGUGUUGACGGAGGGGCUCAAUGGAAAGCCUCCUGCUUAUGAGCACCGCCUGCCAAUGAGUGGUCCCCAUAACACCAACCAUCAGCGGCAUCCUUAUCCUGACCCAAUAGUGUGUGUUGCACUAGAAGUCAGUCAGGACUCUGGUGGCUUCCCUCUUGAGGGGCAGCUUGUUUGCUUCCAGACUUUAAAGCUCGCAGAGGAUGAGGGCAUCGCAAGCGACAGCGACGGCCUCACAGUGUUCUUGGAAGAAGACCCAUCACCCCCGGCCUCACCAGUAGGCGAGAUUUUUGAAGCUGAGACACAGGGGAAAGGUGGCAGCUUGCAGCAAGAGAGAGAUCCAACCUUUAAAUUCCAGGGAUAUCAGCAUGUGCGUUAUAUGCCAAGGAAGUGAUGGGGAUAGCAGUCUUGUGGCUGGCCUGGAUCUAGGGAGCUCCAUCCAGGAGGAAAACAAGGACAAGUGUUUGUCAGGCCCAAGAUUUAUGCUGCUUGUGCUUUACCACCCAUGCAAAAUGCUUUCUGCUACUGUUUGUCCUGCUAGGGCUAGGUCUUCACUCACUGAAAGAGGUGGGUUUUUAUCACGAGGAAAAACAAGGCACUUUGUAGUUUUGCCAUGAGGUAAGCAAAGUGAAGUCGACCCCAGGCAGGGGUGUGGUGCUAGUCUUACCUAGCUACCUCAUGGUAUCACUACCCGUGCCUCGUCUCCACUUAGAAUUUUACAGUGAGAUAAGGAUCUCAGGUUAGUUAUUGUUAAGGUUGCAUGACCUCGGUCAUGGAGGUCAGGGAAGUCAUGGAUUCAGUGACUUUCCAGGACUUCUGCAGUGGCUGGUGCCGCUGACCCUAGGGCCAUCCAAGCAGCUGGCCCCAGGAGCCUCAGCAAUGCCUAGCCAGGUGCAGUCAGCCCCCGUUGCCAAGCAGAGGCAGCUGUCAGCCCCCAAAGUUCCCCCAGAGCAAUGAUGCCCGCAGACCCCAGGAGCAGCUAAGAUUUAGUCAGGGGUAUUUAUAGUAAAAGUCAUGGACAUGUCAUGAGCAAGAAACAAAUACUCUUAGCCUUAGUUAUUGUACUGUAAAAACCCCACACCUUUAUGUCAGUGAAGACACAGUCAAGGGCUGUGUAAAACUGCCAGCAACUCUGGCAACAUGGCAUGUUCCAGUUGUGUGUGGAUUUCAAUCCAGGCCAGCACACUUCUGUUCUCCCAGCUGUCAUUGUGCAGUUGCUUCCCUUGCUGGGUGGGACAAUCUAGGGUGGACAUUUGCCUCCCACGUAGACAUAGGGCCACAUCUGCUUUUUGCGGGGUAAAGGGAGCUUCCCCGUCAGCCUGCAGAGCUCACCAGAGAGAACAAACAUUGAGGCCAGCAAUGGGAGAUGUUUGGUUUGGUUAUUUAUUUUGAUUUAUAUAAAAACACACCUGUCGGUGCUGAAAUUCACCCUGCUGAGCAGAGUGCCUCAAAACAGCUGUGUACUGAAGCAAUAAUGUUCUGGGGGGUAGAGGGGUGCAUGUGUGUGUGUGUUUGCAUUUCCCCACCACAACACAGGGCCUCCUCUGCUCACCUGAGAAAGCCCACGCUAUUUGCCAGAAUGGAAUCCCUUCCAGCCUCUCGCAUCAACACUUGGUUGGAGUGAAAUUCUAAGCAAUUCAUUGUGCACACUGCUUCAUUUGUGCCAGGGCUGCCCAGCACUACUAGGCAUGGCAGUUCAAAGCCCUGGCGCCACUGGGCUGGAUGCAUUCAUUAUGAAUGUAAAAUAAUUGCUUGUGGCCUGGCACAUAAUUGCUUGAGCCUCAGAACAUCUUUCAUUACAAAUUAAGCACUGAUCGUACAUCUUUCCUCCAAGAAUAGUAUUUGCUGUUGUAGGCUGCAUUCCCUUGCUGAUUACCCAUCUCUGAGGAAGAGUCAAAGCUCCAAUACCACCCCAAACUACCCCAGAAGGAGGUGCUAGACAGAGGUGGGAUCUGUGCCCGUCUCUAGGGGCUGAUGGUGUUUUACUUGUGAUGUUUCCAGCUAAAAUGAACUUGAUGUGUAUGUUUUAUUCCAGUAAAGGAAAUCAAGAAAA
This is a messenger RNA of Gopherus flavomarginatus (Mexican gopher tortoise), 3452 nucleotides long. It is a transcript of the gene IFNLR1, whose product is annotated as interferon lambda receptor 1. Bases 39 to 1793 code for a protein of 584 amino acids. Gene Ontology annotation, molecular function: protein binding. Lineage: Eukaryota; Metazoa; Chordata; Testudines; Testudinidae. The transcript is spliced from 7 exons. The record is from RefSeq and is a predicted model, not a curated record.